ACAUCAUUUAUAAUGAAUUGAAAAUUUCAAUUACGAAAAAUCGGGCCAAAAUUACAUCAUCCACAAUUUUAUUUAUUUUUUUAAUUGUUUUAUCUGUUGAAAAUUUUCUUACGACCAUAGUAAUCGCAGCACAACAACAACAACAUAAACAGUCAAUAAUACCAUCUUCAGCUAUAAUAAACGGAAGUGUUGAGUUUUCACCAAUUACAAAUAGAACAUCGGAAUCGAUUGUUUCGAAUGCAAAAAACUCAUCAACAACAUCGUCGCCAUCGACAAGGGUCAAUAAUUUUGCUACAAAAAUCGGUACACUAUUAAAAAUUCUACAGAUUGUCAAUCAUGUUGCAUCAAUUUCAUCGACGGCUAGAGAAUCGUUAAUACGAAAUCAUCCGGUUGAAAAUCGAAAUGAUUCACAAAGUGAAACACGUUCAAUGUCCACAUGGUUUGGAUUUACCAAAAAAACGCCUGCAUCUACGAUUCGAAGAUCAAAUCAUCAACAUCAUCAUCAACAAAGUCAACAUUCGUUUAAUGAUCAAGCGACCAAUAUGCAAACUGCAAUGCACAGACCAACAUUUAUACCAAUAUCACAACCAUCAUUACCUCCACCCCAUCAUCCAUCAUUUCAAUCGUUUGAUUCACCUAAUCCGUUCCUUUUAAUACCACCAUUAUCUGAUACAAGCGCUAUUGAUUAUUGGCUGAAAUUAUUGGAAGAUCCUAAAUUCGAAGAACAAAUCAUGCCCAUCUUAUGGAGUGGUCGAAAUCAUCAUCGUUAUCAUAACAGAAAACCAUUUGAUUUUGAUGAUAAAUUUUUGUCAAAUUCUCAUCUGAACAAUAAUCCAUGGAUGGGUAAAAAAAAUCGAAAAUUUAAGAUAAAUUCACGCAAUAGUGAACAAUUAAAAUCAAAUCUAUCAAACAAAAGAAAAUAUAAUCAAGGAAAUAAAGAUGAAGAUGAUAAUGGUGAUCAUUAUGAAUAUGAUCCAAAUGGUUAUCCGGAUAAAUGGUCACUUCAAAACGAUAUAGAAAAUGGCUCAGAUUUUGAUAACAUAAUGAUGUUAACACCUAACGUUAGACCUAAUCAAAGAGAUAAAAAGCCUAAACCAUAUAUGUUAGAUAAUUUUAAUCAACAACAACAACAACAACAACUACAAAAUCAACAACAACAACAAUAUGAUACAACACCACGUUGUGAUAAAUUUACUGAAGAUAUUUGUAUCGAUGAUUUUGAAUAUCCAGAACAUGCAAUAUUGGAUGAAAUUUAUAAACGUAAAGAUAUUUUUCAAUUGAUGUAUGCUGAAGUAAAUGGCGAGGUUCCUUUGGUUGAUGGUAUUACCAAAGAUAUGGAUGAAAAUUUUUCACAAGAUUAUUAUUAUAACAAUAAUGAUCCUGAAGAUCCAGAUGAUGAUUAUCAUGAUGAUUUCAAUGGACCACAAACAUCUAAACGUCAUCAUUCAUCUACUAAUAAAUCAACAUCUUUGGAUUUUGAUGAAUCAAAUAAUCAUCAACAGAAUAGUCAUAAUAAAAAUUCUAUCGAACAUGGAUUUGUUUGUCGUACUGAAGUACUUUAUGCUAAACCUAAAUUGGCUAAAAAUCUAAAACGAAAAUGGCGUGUCAUUGUUAAUGCUGGUGAUUUUACACAAACAAUUCGGCUAGAAAAAUGUAAUAAAGCUAAUAGUGAAUGUAGAUAUAUAGCCGAUCAUAAAUAUGCAUCUAGAUGUGCACAGAUUCAUUCUAUACAUCGAUUAUUGGUGUUUGAAAAAGGAAAAGGUUUUUUUAUUGAUUCAUUUCGAAUUCCAACUGCAUGUGCAUGUCAUGUUUAUUCGGUUAAACAAACAAAUUCAAAUCCAAAUGAAAGUAAAAUAAAUGAUUUAAGAACAAAAAUUAGUAUCGGUGAUUCAAUGGAAUCGAAUAAAUCAUUAUGGUCAAUGUUAUCAAACAAUAAUAAUAAUAAUAAUAACAAUCCUGUACAAUCUUAUGAUGAUGACAAUGGAAACAAUAAUCAUCAUUCAAAUAAUGAUCGAGCACAGUCAUCGAAAUUAUAUUAUCAUAGCCAUACUAAUCAAAAUCAGGUUACAAAACAAAUGCAACAACAAUUAAAACAAGCAUUAAAUCUAUUGAAUAAUAAGGAAUUUUUUAAAUUAUUACCACAAUUAACAUCAAUCGACGCAACAACAUCGAUGAAUAGUAAAUGGGACGAUAAUAAUGAUGACAAUGUUUUAUUACAAAAAUUACUUGAAAAUUUGGCAACAACAUCAUCGACCACUGGAAAAGUACCUUCGAAUUUUUUACUAACAACAACAACAACAACUAAACCAAAUAAUAAUAAAAAUAAUCAUUAUAUGAAUGAUAAUAAUCAUCAUAUGAAUCGUUUUACAAUCAUACCGGAUUAUCAAUUCAAUCUUUCGGAUAUGAAUGAAGGAAAUAAAGCGGAUGAUGAUUUAUUAACAAAUGCUGAACAUAAUUUCGGUAUGACAACAAAUCCAAAUCAACGUAACAAACAACAUAUAUCAACAACGUUUGGUUCUAUAUCCGGACAUCAGCCCACAUCAGCACAAGCACCAGUAGUACAGGUAAUACAUAUGCCAGUAUCAACUAAUGGUUUAGAUAUACCAGCCACUGUUAAUCGAUUAGCACAUUGGCCAUAUCAAUUCGAUCAACAUGAUGAUCAACAUUCAAGUACUUCAUUAUCACUUUUAAUGCCAUCAUCAUCACAAUCACAAUCGCCAUCACAAUCAUCAUUGUCAAAGUAUUUGGCAUCAGCAAGCGAUAGCCAUUAUUUUCAACAACAACAACAGCAAAAAUCCAAAAUCAACAAUGACACUUUGGCAUACAAUAUGACAACUAUCCAAACAAAUAAUCACACAAUUUCCGACAUUUUAAAUGACAAUAACACAACUAUGGCCAUUGUAAAUGAAGAUGUGAAUCACCGUCAUGAUGAUGAUGAUGAUGAAACUAGAAAAGACGUUCAUGACAAUGAUAACAACAGUGAUGAUGACAAUACUAAAAUUAACUUUUCCUAUCAUCCAAUUCUUGAUUAUAUUGUCAAUUAGAUUCUUGAUGAUAGACAGCCAUUGAAAAAAAAACGAAUUGAAAAUCAUGUUGAAACAUGAAUGG
This is a messenger RNA of Dermatophagoides pteronyssinus (European house dust mite), 3108 nucleotides long. RefSeq lists its product as uncharacterized. Gene Ontology annotation, cellular component: extracellular region. The record is from RefSeq and is a predicted model, not a curated record. Gene Ontology annotation, molecular function: growth factor activity; Toll binding. Gene Ontology annotation, biological process: central nervous system formation; innate immune response. Lineage: Eukaryota; Metazoa; Arthropoda; Arachnida; Sarcoptiformes; Pyroglyphidae.